Molecule: messenger RNA, 1303 nt
Organism: Rhodamnia argentea
Lineage: Eukaryota; Viridiplantae; Streptophyta; Magnoliopsida; Myrtales; Myrtaceae
Product: 60S acidic ribosomal protein P0
Exons: 5
Coding region: 228-1193 (321 amino acids)
Biological process (GO): ribosome biogenesis; cytoplasmic translation; ribosomal large subunit assembly
Cellular component (GO): cytosolic large ribosomal subunit
Molecular function (GO): structural constituent of ribosome; large ribosomal subunit rRNA binding
Source: RefSeq, a predicted model, not a curated record
CACUGUGAGCUCCCUCCUCACGGCACAGCUCUAGGGUUUAUUUUCGAGCUCCACCGAAACCCCCCACAAUCGCCGUAGCCACCGAGGUUAAAGUGACGGCCGUCGUCGCUGUCCGCCUUGACCGAGCCUACUGCUUCGUCUUGGCCCUCAGUUUUGCUUCGAUAUUUUCUUUUCCUCUGUUUUUUCUUUGCUUGUAUCAGCGUAGGGGAAAAAGUUCAUAAGAAGUAAUGGGGAAACUCUCGAAGGCCGACAAGAAGAUCGCGUACGACGCGAAGCUGUGCAAGCUCCUGGACGAUUACAGCCAGAUCCUGAUCGUGGCCGCGGACAACGUCGGGUCGAACCAGCUCCAGAACAUCAGGAAGGGUUUGAGAGGCGACUCGAUCGUGCUCAUGGGGAAGAACACGAUGAUGAAGAGGUCCAUCAGGAUCCAUGCUGACAACACUGGUAACCAGGCCUUCCUCAACCUCAUCCCACUUCUCCAGGGCAAUGUGGGCUUGAUUUUCACCAAGGGUGACUUGAAGGAAGUCAGCGAGGAGGUUGCCAAGUACAAGGUUGGAGCUCCUGCUCGUGUGGGUUUGGUUGCUCCAAUUGAUGUCAUUGUCCCGCCUGGCAACACUGGGCUCGACCCUUCGCAGACUUCUUUCUUCCAGGUGCUCAACAUUCCGACCAAGAUUAACAAGGGUACUGUGGAAAUUAUCACCCCUGUUGAGCUUAUCAAGAAGGGUGACAAGGUCGGUUCAUCUGAGGCCGCGCUUCUUGCUAAGCUUGGGAUAAGACCCUUCUCAUAUGGUCUCGUCGUGCAAUGUGUUUACGACAACGGGUCAGUCUUCAGCCCUGAGGUGCUUGACCUUACCGAGGAUGACCUUUUGGAGAAGUUUGCUCUUGGUGUCUCUAUGGUCACAUCCUUGUCGCUUGCCAUCUCAUACCCAACUCUGGCUGCUGCACCUCACAUGUUCAUCAAUGCCUACAAGAAUGUUUUGGCUGUUGCUGUUGAGACCGAGUAUUCGUACCCACAUGCUGAUGAAGUGAAGGAGUUCCUCAAGGAUCCUAGCAAGUUUGCUGUCGCUGCGGCUCCGGUUGCUGCCGCCGCCUCUGGUGCAGCUGCUCCAGCUGCUGCUGCCAAGGAGGAAGAGAAGAAGGAAGAGCCUGCCGAGGAGUCUGAUGACGACAUGGGUUUCAGCUUGUUCGAUUAGUUUGUUUGCUAAGCAUGGUGCACCUUUAGCUACAUGAUAGGUGUUAUUGUUUUGUUUGUGUCGGAUAACCAGGAUUUCUUUGCCUCUAGUUGAUUUUGCCAGUUCGAAUA